AUGGACGUCUUCGACACGAGCAAGCCCGACCGGUUCCAGCAGUCCCUGAGCAGCGCCUGGGCCAGCUUUCUCUCGGCCCAGCACUGCGGUCGAGAAGUCGAUGCUCUCAAAAAAGCACUAGACGCGCACACCCAGCAAACCACCGUAUCCAUCGCGAACCUGCAACGAGAGGCUGCCAGCCGACAUGAUCUUAUCAACACCGCUGUCGCCGAGUGCAAAUCCCAGCUCGAACAGCACGCCGCGCGGUUGCAGGACACGUGCGCUCUGCAAGCCCGUCUCGAUGCGGUUCAGCAAGAUAUCGCCCGUGGCAGGGAGGAUGCAUCGAAGACCAUUACCGAGCUGUCGAGGACCGUUGAUGCGCUUCGGGAGAAGCUCGAGCAGUUGCAGUCUGUCACGGCCUUGGACAUACCGGCUCUCCAGGAGCAAUGUCGCGCCGCACUGGAGAGGGUCGAGUUCUUGGAAGGGGAGUUGAGGGAGCUCCGCGCGGAGAAGACAGCUUCGGAGCAGAGACUGGCUGCGCUCGAAAAACAACUGGCGACAGGAAACGACAACCGCCAAGAGCUACCAAAAGCGACGGUCAGCUUCCUAGACGAGGUCCUCGCGCGCCGGGAUGAGUUGAUGCGGCUUCUGGACUCACAACAGCUUCCGAUACCGAGCGAGAGCUCAAGCGAUACCAUCAGCCAGCUCUCCGCGCAGCCCACAGUGAAUCCCGCAGAGUCCGGCUCGCAACCCCAGCCCAACCAUCCGGCUCCGGGCAGCAGCAGCAACCCCAACCAGGACAUCCGAUCGCUGUACCUCGUCUUCCGCGACCGAUACAAAACCAGCCCGCCCAAAUCCGACACCGCCUUCAUCUGGGACUUCCUCGACAGCAUCGAGAGCCCCGCGCUGUCGAAGCACAUCCAGGAAUCGCUAGCGGCGCUGCUGCCGGAGCACGUCGCGCGCAGCCGCGACACGCGGCGCAAAAACCCGCGACGGCUAGUCAUGCUCUCCAAGGGGCUGACCUGGAGGCGGUUUCGGGAGGCGCUGGUCCAGAUUCCCGGGCCGUCUUCUUGA
Molecule: messenger RNA, 1053 nt
Organism: Thermothielavioides terrestris NRRL 8126
Lineage: Eukaryota; Fungi; Ascomycota; Sordariomycetes; Sordariales; Chaetomiaceae
Exons: 2
Coding region: 1-1053 (350 amino acids)
Source: RefSeq, a predicted model, not a curated record